Messenger RNA from Papilio machaon (common yellow swallowtail), 1056 nucleotides. RefSeq lists its product as uncharacterized. Gene Ontology annotation, biological process: DNA integration. Bases 174 to 776 code for a protein of 200 amino acids. Gene Ontology annotation, molecular function: nucleic acid binding. NCBI's taxonomy places the organism in Eukaryota, Metazoa, Arthropoda, Insecta, Lepidoptera, Papilionidae. The record is from RefSeq and is a predicted model, not a curated record. The transcript is spliced from 2 exons.
GCCAACUUUAUAACACAAUCGCUCUGCGGUAAGCUGGGAUUGUCACGACGAAGUGCGAGUUCCACGGUGACAGGGGGAAGCCCAAAAGCAUCACGUCCGACAAUGGGACAAACUUCGUCGGCACUUCCAACGAGCUGGCUCAAUUUCUGGUUCAGUCCGACCUUGAAGGUCACAUGGCUCAGGAAGGCAUUGAAUUUAAAUUUGUGCCUGCCUAUACACCUCAUUUCAACGGACUCGCCGAAAGAGCCGUGCGCUCUACAAAGCAUCAUCUUAAGCGGUUACUGCAAACCACUCAUCUUACUUAUGAGGAAAUGGCGACUUUACUCACUCAAAUAGAAGCUGUUUUAAAUUCUCGCCCUCUCAUUCCCUUUUCCACUGAUCCUACAGAUUUUUCCGCUCUAACCCCUGCUCACUUCUUAAUUGGACGCUCGCUUAUGACUGUUCCGCAACCACAGGUGCCUGAUGUCAGCAUCACCCGCCUGGAGCGAUAUAGGAGGAUUGAGCUUUUGAAGCAGCACUUUUGGAGGCGCUUCUGUAAUGAAUAUGUAACUCUUUUGCAACAAAAGCUUAAGUGGCAUUCUUCAAAAUCCGAGUUGAAACUUGGUUCUCUCGUCCUCGUGAAGGAGAAAGCUCUCCCGCCAUUGCUUUGGUGCUUGGGACGCGUCAUUCAGCUUUAUCCUGGCAGCGACGGCACCGCUAGAGUCGCUGAACUGAAGACAAGGAGAGGCACCAUUCGAAGGGCAUUUAAUAACAUCUGUCCCCUUCCAGAUUUUUGAAGUCUUUCAACACCUUCAGUACUUCAACCCGGGGAGCAUGUUGAGACAUGGCAAGACUCGCUGCGACGCGGCGCCGGCGACCGCGACGUCACGACCGACGUCACGACCGGCGGCACCAACGAGGGAACGGCGGUCGACGGCGACGACACUCGCCACCUCGGACUCCACCGGCAACGGACUACUCUUCUGAACUAGCCUUGACCCGAACUUUCAUUGCGAUUUAAGAAGGCGAUACAACCGGCCCUUUCAUACAGUCCACUUAUCCUCGUAACAAUAACAA